AUGCUCCUGUUAUUACUUCUAAGCUGCAUAUUUUAUGGAGCAACAGCUCAACAAAGUGCUUCCAUUAUUGAAAAAGUUUCUUCGCUCAUUACAACUAGCAACUCAUAUUGGUCAUCAGAUUCUGGCCAUUUUGCCUUUGGCUUUUAUCAACAAGGAGAUGGCUUUGCUUUAGGCAUCUGGAUGCCAAGAAUCCAGCAGAAAACUGUCAUAUGGACGGCAAAUCUUAAUGACCCGCCACUUCCAAGUGAUGUGACCUUGACCUUGAAUACUGAUGAAUCAAAGAUCAUUCGGCAGACUUUUGCUUCUCCAACAGACAAUAUUGUAUCAGAACAGCGCCUUUUGGCAGGGCAAAAACUGGUGUCUAGCACCUCCAACACAAAUCAGUCAAGUGGAGGAUUUGAACUCAAUAUGCAAACAGAUGGAAAUCUGGUGAUGUAUCCUGCAGUACUAUUUGCAAGAGUGGCAGCUUAUGCAUAUUGGUCUACAGCAACAUAUACCGCUGGAAAUAAUGUGAGUUUGAAUCUCGAUAGCAAUGGUCAGUUAUACCUGCUAAAUUCUACUGGCUUUACUAUAAAGACUCUGAAAGAGAGGGCAAUUAUAUCUGGUAACCCAAUCUACCGUGGAACUAUUGAUGAAGAUGGAAUAUUCAGGCUGUAUUUACAUAAUCUGGAUCAAAACAGUAAUUGGUCCGUUGAGUGGUCUUCAUCUUCCAAGUGUGAUCCGAUUAACUUGUGUGGCCUGAAUUCAUAUUGUACUCUUGUGGAUCAGGAUUCUGCAUGUAUUUGUCUUCCUGGUUUCGAAUUUGUUGACCAGGGCCAAGAGAAUCUGGGCUGCAAGAGGAAUUCCACUCUAGAUGAUUGCAUAAGCUUCAGAGAAAGUAAUAUUACCAUGCAAGAACUGACGAGCAUAUCAUGGGAAGAUGACCCUUACUAUAUACUCGAAUCCAGUACAAGCAUUGCAUGCAGAGAUGAGCGUUUAGGAGACUGCUAA
This is a messenger RNA of Ricinus communis (castor bean), 990 nucleotides long. RefSeq names its product G-type lectin S-receptor-like serine/threonine-protein kinase LECRK3. The record is from RefSeq and is a predicted model, not a curated record. The transcript has 2 exons. The coding region runs from base 1 to 990 and encodes 329 amino acids. NCBI's taxonomy places the organism in Eukaryota, Viridiplantae, Streptophyta, Magnoliopsida, Malpighiales, Euphorbiaceae. Gene Ontology annotation, biological process: recognition of pollen.